GUAAACCAAACCAAGUGAUGACAUUUUUAUAAUGAAUGAAAAACGAAAAAAGUGGGCAGAAAGAGGAUAGCUAUGAUGAUUUGCAGGUUGAGAUCUCUGCUUUCUCUUGCCAAAUGCAGUUCUCAACCCUUCCAAUCACCGGCAGCAGCAGCAGCACGCACUUUCUCUUCCUCCCAUCACUUGCAGAAUGUUGGAUUCAUUGGCCUUGGAAACAUGGGUUCCCGAAUGGCGAAUAAUCUAAUCAAAGCUGGAUUCAAACUUACAGUUCAUGACAAAAACUCUGAUGUUCUUGAGACGUUCUCUCAGAUGGGGGUUUCCACAAAGAAAACACCAUAUGAAGUUUCAGAAGCAAGUGAUGUUGUAAUUACAAUGUUACCUUCUUCUGCCCAUGUGAUUGAUGUUUAUACUGGACCAAAUGGUUUGCUUCAUGGUGGGAAACUCUUAAGGCCAUGGUUAUUGAUAGAUUCAUCCACUAUUGAUCCACAAACAUCAAGAAAUCUUUCAGCUACAAUAUCUAAUUAUAUUCUAAAAGAAAAGAAAGGUGAUUGGGAAAUUCCUGCCAUGUUGGAUGCCCCUGUAUCUGGAAGUAUAAUUGCAGCAGAAGCUGGGACACUUACUUUCAUGGUUGGUGGCUCUGAGGAAGCACUUCUCUCUGCGAAACCUUUAUUCCUUUCAAUGGGAAAAAGUACAAUAUAUUGUGGUGGAGCAGGGAGUGGUUCUGCAGCAAAAAUAUGUAAUAAUUUGGCUUUGGCUGUGAGCAUGCUGGGAGUAUCAGAAGCCCUUGCUCUAGGCCAAUCUCUUGGUGUUGCUGCAAGCACCUUGACAAAGAUAUUUAACUGCUCGAGCGCUCGCUGCUGGAGUAGUGAUGCUUACAACCCAGUUCCUGGACUGAUGGAAGGGGUGCCCUCUUCAAGGGAUUAUAAUGGAGGAUUUGCAUCUAAGCUUAUGACCAAAGACUUAAACCUAGCAUUAGAAUCAGCUAAGCUGGCUGGAUGUAAAUACCCACUAACAUCUCAAGCGCAACAGAUAUAUACUGAACUCUGCAACGGUGGCUAUGAUGCCAAAGACUUUUCGUGUGCUUUUCGACACUAUUACUCAGGAAUGGACGAGCCUCUUGACCACUAAAUUAUAGUAUUCUUAUAGAUCAUGUAACUUCUUUAUGUAUUUGUUUUCUUGUAUGGUAAGACCAUUAAUUUGAUGCAAUGAAACUGGAUAAAAAGUGUGUUGUUAUUUUUGUUUUUCAAUUAGAAGUAACUUGUGAUA
Molecule: messenger RNA, 1263 nt
Organism: Cicer arietinum (chickpea)
Lineage: Eukaryota; Viridiplantae; Streptophyta; Magnoliopsida; Fabales; Fabaceae
Product: probable 3-hydroxyisobutyrate dehydrogenase, mitochondrial
Biological process (GO): L-valine catabolic process
Molecular function (GO): NAD binding; 3-hydroxyisobutyrate dehydrogenase activity; NADP binding
Source: RefSeq, a predicted model, not a curated record